Bactrocera tryoni is the source of this 2973-nucleotide messenger RNA. RefSeq names its product bromodomain-containing protein 7 (gene Brd7-9). The coding region runs from base 126 to 2831 and encodes 901 amino acids. Gene Ontology annotation, biological process: regulation of transcription by RNA polymerase II. Lineage: Eukaryota; Metazoa; Arthropoda; Insecta; Diptera; Tephritidae. Gene Ontology annotation, cellular component: nucleus. The record is from RefSeq and is a predicted model, not a curated record. The transcript has 5 exons.
AGCGUGCGGUUAUGUGAGAGCGUCUAGUUUCAAUUCAUUUUUAAUGUUUUUGUUUAAAAAUAAUUUACUGUAAUCAUUGUUAAUACGAAAACUCACAAGAAGUGCAUAUUUCAACGUAACAUAAAAUGGGAUCGUCUAAAAAGCAUAAGAAACACAAAUCCGAGCGCAGAGAAAAAUAUGAAGAAUAUAGCAAUAGCAUGGAUCCUAAUCAACUCCAACGAGGUUUGAAAUUAAUUCUUAAAGUAGGCUCCAAUUCCACACCCGAAUACAGUGGUGAUUCUCCGCUUGCCGGUCCACCAACUGCCGUAGAGGCAAUGAUGUCUGCAGCGCCAAGUAGUCCCAUGGCUCAAGAUGAGCAACAUGGCGAAUACCAUGGAGAAAAACACAAAAAAUCAAAGAAGAAGAAGAAAAAGAAGGACCGAGAGAAGAAACAUAAACAUCAUAAAGAAAAACGGCACCGCAGCGAGCGGCAUGAACAAAAUAGUGGUGCCGAAUACCGAGAUGCUACUGCUGAUCUUCCGAAUGAAGAGUGUAAAAUGGAUGAAGAGAUUCAAACGACAGCUGCUACAGUACCUGUUGCACAACGUAGCCCUAGAAGUGCGCCACCACCAAUUGUGGAUGGCGAUUCCAGCCAAGAUGGCUUCAGUUUUAUAGAAGAUGGCGAUUCGCAACCGUUACCAGAAAAUAUACUUUUAUAUGCGGGUAUCACAACUGAUAAUUCACCAUCUUGUCGACCAGUGUCAAAACCCAUAGUGCCACGUAAAUCCGAUGAUACGUUAAUGGACUCGCCUGCAUCCUCUUCUAUGCAAUCUUCUUCAUUUGGGGCAGCGGUAAUUGGAGGGAUUAGUCCUACAAAACCUUUACAGGACCUAUUAAUUCCGUCGCCAUCAGCAUCGACAGCAGCAUCAACACCCGGUGGAACUAGUUCUUUGGCUGCGCUUACACCAAAACCGUUAGAGGCACCGAAAACUCCAAGCUCAUCAAGUGAAUCUGGUCGAGAACCGCGUACUUGUGUGCUUAAAUUGAAACAGCAAAAGUCGCCUUUGAAUAAGUUAUUAGAUCAUUUGUUACGUUUUCUUGAAAAAAGGGAUCCUCACCAAUUUUUUGCAUGGCCUGUUACUGACGACAUAGCUCCCGGUUAUUCUUCAAUAAUUACUAAACCGAUGGAUUUUUCCACCAUACGCCAAAAAAUAGACGAUAGCGAGUAUAGCACUUUAACCGAGUUCACUGAUGAUUUCAAGUUAAUGUGCGAGAAUGCUAUCCGAUAUAACCAUGUUGAUACCGUUUAUAAUAAGGCCGCAAAACGGCUACUACAAGUAGGCACGAAGCAUCUUAUGCCUGAAAAUUUAAUACGGAGUCUCAAACCUUUAUCGGGUUACCUGCGUGACUUAACUGCUAAGGAACUAGGUUUCGAUUUACAUGGUGAUUUUGGUAGUUAUGAUCACCAUGCUAUCGACUCAGCAGAUGAAGGCGCUUCCACGGGAGCGGAAGAACCAACUGCUGCACAAUUAGAAGAGGAGGAAAAAAGGCGAGCACUUCGCCUAGAGAAUGAACCAAAAACUCGCUUUGAACCCUAUGUAGAUGAUCUAACUUCCGAAGAGAUACUGGCACAGGUACAAGGAGCGGCACUAGCUGCCAAAAAAAGACUAUCAGCAAAGGAAAAAGCCCAUAAAAUGGGAUUCUUGCGACAGAAUAGAGAUGGAACCACUUCGCUAAAUUUACUUAUUAAAGAUGAAAACGAGGGACCAGAAAAAGUGGUUACCCUUGGUGAACUAGUAGGCAAAUUGCAGUCCGGCUCCGGACAAUUGUUUUCUUUGCGAGAAGACAAACGAAAUGAUGCGAAAAUGGUUAAACCACUUAAUUAUGGAGCUUUUGCUUCCUUUGCGCCAAGCUUUGAUUCGCGGUUUUCAAAUCUAAGCCGCGAAGAAACCCAAUUGGUAAUGCGAACUUAUGGUGAUGCUACAAGCACUGAGUAUGCUGAAAGCAUAUUGGAAUUCACCAAAAAUUCUAAUUACGCACUAACUCUGGCUAAUGGCUUAUUGGACAUGCUCACUAACGGUGAGCACAGUAAAGCAAUGUCAGAUCUUUAUGACAUGCAAGUACAAAAUCACGAACAGAAUGAAGUCUUCAAGUGUUUUAGUGCAUGCGGUGGAUUUGGUGGUCUUCAAACUGUAAAUACAGCAUCUGAGACGCGGGAACAAAUUGAAGAAGAAUAUGAAAAGUACAAAAACACACGCAUUGAUUUCAAUCGCUUACGUACCCUAAAAGAUCUGGGCAUAGAUAUCGACUUUUUAGAUAACAUCGAAUCUGAAAUGAAAAACUUCGAAUUGACUCGUCGUCUUCAGGAACAUUUGAGCAAUAACCUGAACUUAAUUGAAAAAUUGCGUGCCACUCAACACGAGCGAUUAUCACAGCCACUGCCUCAACAUUUGGCAUUUGUGCCACAAGCUGGUGCUGAGGAAGUGCAUCUGGCACACCAAAUCACCCAGCAACUUAGUGAUGUUGCUAAGAAAUUACCACCAUCGGCUGUAGUAGAUCCAUAUAGUCUUCGUAAAGCGAUGGGAAUGUCAAAUGUUGGUCUACCACCACCUCCCCAAUCUGUCAAUCAACGUGUAACAUUACCAGAAGUUCUUCAACAACCAGUAUCAAUGCCCCAAUUACAACUAGAUUCGCAAAAUACCACUAUUGGCAUCUCAAAUGACGAUGGGUCUAAUGUUUCGGGCACCGGUAUGCGUAUGGAAAUAGAUGAUGAGGAAUUGCGCGAAAUUCUGGAGAGCGGUAACAGCGAUUUAAAUGCCCCGGCCAGCGCCGAUGAAAAUCCUUGGUUAUAGAAAGGGGAGGCAACAAUGGACUUGUUUUACACAUAGUUUUGUUGUCGACUAUUACAUUUACUGAUAAAUAUUUUUAUAAUUGUUUUUGCCAACAUAAAAUAAAGGCAAACACUUCUCAAUAAUUUAAAUUAAAAACACAGCA